AUGCCUGUCAAGGCGAAGAAAACUUCGCUUACCAAGGCGCUAAUGGUAAUCAUGCUCGUCGUUCGUUCGACCAUGGGAAUGGCAACGGCAGAUCUGUCACCAGAGGAUGCCCUACGCACCUUCCAGGCAUCGGAUACAUUGGAUAUGGAUCUGACACCUCAUGUCUCGAAACAGAAGAGGUACUUGAGGUCGGCCGCGGAUGUGACGACAACCAGCACUGGUGAGUUGAGAAGACUAGUUUCUGAUCUCUCGGGUCUUAAGGAAUUUGGAAACUCUCUUGGAAAACAGGCGGUAGCCUUCCCUGCGAGACUGCGUCAAAGUGUAUCAGCAAUCUAUUCCAAGAUGAUGACAAGGAUUCGAGAGAAAUGGUGGCUGUGGGUUAACAAACAAAAAGAACCUAAGGAGGCCUUCACAUCUCUGCAGCUCGGCAAAUCGGGGAAAAACCCAUUUGAAAACCCAAAGUUUCCCGUGUGGAAAUAUAUCGUCGAGAAAACCACGCCAAAGGAAGAUGUGACCAAGGUGAUGUUCGAAACUAUGGUUCAUGCUUUCGCAGGUGAAGAUAAAGUGUACAAGGUCCUAGUUGAAGCAAAAAGUUUAACCAAAUACGAGAGCACGAUUGAGAGUCUUUACAACUAUCAGAUCGAACAGUGGGUUCACAACGAUGAUUACUCGCCGGAUUUGGUUUUCAAAAUUUUGGGACUCAACAAGAUAACAGAACUCGAUAAAUUACCUAGCCGCCCAGAAUUUAGCACUUGGGCUGCAUUCAAUACCAAAAAGAAGUCGGAGGAAAAGGCUUUCGAGUUCCUUAAAGAACCUGAAAGCACGACUAUGCAUACUGAUUUGAUGAGGGGCCUAGCUGACUUCGGCGAGGCCGAUGCCAACUUUAAAUUCGCUCAAGACCUGCUACGCUUUCAACUUCAGUUUUUGGAGAAGGAGGAAACAAGUCUGGAGUCAUCCUUCGAGCUUUUCAAUCUUCAAGAGAAGGGAACAUCAAACCCAACCGAUCUGACUACGGAUCUGCUUGGAAGACUUUGGGUCGACUUUGUGUACAUGAGAGCUCAGCGUGAAGAUGGCAGUAUAAGAUUCGGUGAAGUCUACGAUAAAUUCUUCGAUAAGAUUGGCCAUGACGCAGCCGUGGAUGUGAUGGAGAUGACAUACAAGGACGGCUAUUUCUUGAAAUCGCUGGAGAAGGAGAAACCCCUUAAGGGAAAAGAAGUUGUGUUUGAGGAGCUGUACGAAGCUAUACUUAAAGCAUUGGGAGGUGAAGGUGAGCUGGCCAAGGCCCUAGCUCACUCAACCAAAUUCGGGCACAUGAGCGAGAAUGUUUACAAGUAUCAGAUCGAUCAGUGGGACAAACGUGGAGUCACCACGGGAAGAGUUUUUGACAUUUUGGGACUCAACACAUUUAAGAAGUUUGAUGAAUUACCCAGCCGCCCAGAAUUCAGCAUGUGGGCUGCAUUCAAUACCGAAAAGAAGUCGGAGGAAAAGGCUUUCGAAUUUCUUAAAGGAUCAAAAGGCAGAAUUAUCAAUCUUGAUCUGAUGAGGACUCUUGCUAAAAUCGGCGAAGCCGAUGCAAACUUUGAAUUUGCUCAAGACCUGCUACGCUUUCAACUCCAGUUUUUGAAGAAGAAUACCAAAGUUAUGGAGUCAUCCUUCAAACUUUUCAAUCUUCAAGGGAAGGGAACAUCAAACCCAACCGAUCUGACUACGGAUCUGCUUGGAAGACUUUGGGUCGACUUUGUGUACAUGAGAGCUCAGCGUGAAGAUGGCAGUAUAAGAUUCGGUGAAGUCUACGAUAAAUUCUUCGAUAAGAUUGGCCAUGACGCAGCCGUGGAUGUGAUGGAGAUGACAUACAAGGACGGCUAUUUCUUGAAAUCGCUGGAGAAGGAGAAACCCCUUAAGGGAAAAGAAGUUGUGUUUGAGGAGCUGUACGAAGCUAUGCUUAAAGCAUUGGGAGGUGAAGGUGAGCUGGCCAAGGCCCUAGCUCACUCAACCAAAUUCGGGCACAUGAGCGAGAAUGUUUACAAGUAUCAGAUCGAUCAGUGGGACAAACGUGGAGUCACCACGGGAAGAGUUUUUGACAUUUUGGGACUCAACACAUUUAAGAAGUUUGAUGAAUUACCCAGCCGCCCAGAAUUCAGCAUGUGGGCUGCAUUCAAUACCGAAAAGAAGUCGGAGGAAAAGGCUUUCGAAUUUCUUAAAGGAUCAAAAGGCAGAAUUAUCAAUCUUGAUCUGAUGAGGACUCUUGCUAAAAUCGGCGAAGCCGAUGCAAACUUUGAAUUUGCUCAAGACCUGCUACGCUUUCAACUCCAGUUUUUGAAGGAGAAUUCUAAAGAUUUAAAAUCAUCCUUCAAACUUUUCAAUCUUCAAGGGAAGGGAACAUCAAACCCAACCGAUCUGACUACGCAUCCGCUUGGAAGACUUUGGGUCAACUACGUGUUUAUGAGAGCACAGGGCGAAAGUGGUAUUAUUGACUUUCGUGAAGUCUACAAAAGACUUAAGAAGCGUGUUGGCCAAGACGCAGCCGUAGCUGUGAUGAAAAUGGUGCACAAGGACGGCUAUUUCAUGAAAUCGCUGGAGAAGGAGAAACCUAUUAAGGGAGAUAAAGAUUUUGAUUCGUUUAUGAAGGACCUUCGAGAAAAGAUGGCAAAGAAUUCCAAGUGA
This is a messenger RNA of Peronospora farinosa, 2664 nucleotides long. Lineage: Eukaryota; Oomycota; Peronosporomycetes; Peronosporales; Peronosporaceae. The record is from the annotation of a GenBank genome assembly.